This is a messenger RNA of Cladophialophora psammophila CBS 110553, 918 nucleotides long. RefSeq lists its product as uncharacterized. Bases 1 to 918 code for a protein of 305 amino acids. The record is from RefSeq and is a predicted model, not a curated record. Gene Ontology annotation, biological process: catechol-containing compound metabolic process. The transcript has 2 exons. Gene Ontology annotation, molecular function: ferric iron binding; catechol 1,2-dioxygenase activity. Lineage: Eukaryota; Fungi; Ascomycota; Eurotiomycetes; Chaetothyriales; Herpotrichiellaceae.
AUGAACGGGACGGCGAAUGGAACGGCAGCUCACAAAUAUGAUCCCAACUUCACCGACAGCCUCCUCCAGGCCAUGGGUCCCAAGACCCCCGAGCGAGCCAGAUUUGUCCUGGGAAACUUGAUCCGCCAUCUCCACGACUUCAUCCGCGAAACGGAGCUUUCGCCUGAAGAAUGGAUGCGAGGUGUCCAGUUUGUCAACGCCAUCGGCCAGAUCAGCGAUUCCAAGCGCAACGAAGGACAGCGAAUUUGCGAUGUGCUCGGCAUUGAGUCACUGGUCGAUGAGGUAGCCAACAAAAUCAUGCUUGACAGUGAUGAAACCCCAACGUCGUCCACAAUCCUGGGCCCGUUCUGGAGCCCCCACGCUCCUUUCCGCGAGCUUGGUGAUAGCAUUGUUCAAGACCCAUACCCGACCGGCAGACUCACCCGCAUGCACGGCGUGGUCAGCGAUUACAAGACCGGCAAGCCCAUUCCCAAUGCCAUUGUGGACAUCUGGCAAGCCUCAGCGAACGGCAAGUACGAUUUCCAGGAUGACAACCAGUCCGUCAACAACCUGCGCGGUAAGUUCAGGACCAACGAAAACGGCGAAUACUACUACUAUUGCUACCACCCGACCGCAUACUCGCUCCCAACCGAUGGUCCAGCUGGCGUCUUGCUGAAACUCAUGGACCGCCAUCCGAUGAGACCGGCUCACAUCCAUCUCAUGAUCAGCGCCGACGGCUACAAAUCUCUCACCACCCAGCUAUAUCCCCGGGAUGACCCUUAUGUGACCAGUGACUCUGUCUGCGCCGUCAAGGAUGACCUGUUGCUCGACUUCAAGCCAUCCAAUGACCCUAAGGCCGAACUGGAUCUGGAGUACAACGUCACGCUGCCUCCCCUGAAGCCUGGCCAGAAGGCGGGCUGGGUCCAUACCGUGUUCUAA